UUGCUUUUCAGAGACGGCGCUCCCUUGAUCCGAAUAAGACAGCCAUCUAGCGAAGAUCUUUCUCCAGAAGCUCAACGAGCCGUCGAUGCCAUCGAAUUUAUCACGGAAAAUAUGAAAGAUGACGAAACCACUAAACAGUAUCGAGACGAUUGGAAGUUCGUGGCCAUGGUGGUAGAUCGUGUCCUGCUUUACGGCUUUUUUGGAAUCACUCUAGGAGGGACUAUAGGCAUAUUAUUCUCCGCUCCAACGGUCUUCGAACGAGUCGACGAGCAAAAACAUUUACAAAAACUCAUUCAACUCUAUAAACAAGGCCUUCCAGAUAACGAUACCUUCACGCCGUUAUAUUGA
This is a messenger RNA of Cooperia oncophora, 348 nucleotides long. NCBI's taxonomy places the organism in Eukaryota, Metazoa, Nematoda, Chromadorea, Rhabditida, Trichostrongylidae. The record is from the annotation of a GenBank genome assembly.